This is a messenger RNA of Ictalurus furcatus (blue catfish), 2013 nucleotides long. RefSeq names its product taspase, threonine aspartase, 1 (gene tasp1). The record is from RefSeq and is a predicted model, not a curated record. Bases 534 to 1598 code for a protein of 354 amino acids. The transcript is spliced from 15 exons. Gene Ontology annotation, molecular function: threonine-type endopeptidase activity. Gene Ontology annotation, biological process: protein maturation. NCBI's taxonomy places the organism in Eukaryota, Metazoa, Chordata, Actinopteri, Siluriformes, Ictaluridae.
ACGCUAGAUAAACUAGCGAAGAAGAUCAAUCAUAGUUAGAAGAAGAAGAAGAAGAAGGGGAAAUAAAUAAUAAAUAAAUAAACGGGAACAACGUUGCUGGCUAAAUUGGUAGUACUAAAUAGACAGUACAGCAAAACAUACGUUAUUGGGAUCACAGGGCCAGUAUGUAUAUGCUGUGAGAGAUUGGUAGACCAAGAUGCAACUGCUUCUGUGCACGGGUCAUGGAGAAAGCGAUAAAAUCAACAGGGUGCAAAGGGAACGUGUCCCCAAUAAAUUAUUUAAGAACAAUACAGAACAGCAAAGAGCAAACUAUGCAGAUCUCCAGCAAAGAGGGCAAAGCUGUAGGCUUUGUAUUGGUCCAUGCAGUCCACUGUUCACCAAAGGAGACCCGAGUGCAGAACUGAAUGUGGUAAUUGCAGUCCCAAGGCCAUAGCAGCAACCGUAGUCCCAGCAACCCCAGGGGGGCAGGGUAUCAUUCCGAAUCCAAAGCCAAGGAGUAUAAACAUGUGUGCAAAAGAGCCUGUCAGAAGGCCAUGGAGAGGUUGAGAGAUGGUGCCAUGGCAGUGGAGGCAGUGACUGCAGCUCUUAUAGAGCUAGAGGAUUCACCAUUCACCAAUGCUGGUACAGGCUCCAAUCUAAACCUGGCUGGGGAUAUUGAAUGUGAUGCCAGCAUCAUGGAGGGAAAAUCAUUAGAUUAUGGAGCAGUUGGUGCUUUAAGCGGAAUCAAGAAUCCAGUAUUGGUGGCCAGAACACUACUGAAUGAAGCACAGAAAGGGAAGCUUUCAGCUGGAAGAAUUCCUCCCUGUUUUUUAGCUGGAAGUGGAGCUCAGCAAUGGGCUGUCAGUCAUGGUAUACCUCCAUGUCCUUCAGAGAAGAUGGCCACCAAAUUUAGUUUGUCAGCAUACAAAAGGAAUAAACGAAAGAUGGAGAUGGCAGAGAAGUUGGAACCAGAAGAUAACUCUUUUAAGAGACGGCGACAAUCAAGUGGAACUCAGGUGAAUGAAAUGGUGGAUUUAGAGGAGCCUGCCUCCCUGGACACGGUUGGAGCUGUUGUUGUGGAUCAGCAAGGGAAUGUUGCAGCCGCUGUCUCUAGUGGAGGUUUAGCUAUGAAACACCCAGGGCGAGUAGGCCAGGCUGCUCAAUAUGGGUGUGGCUGUUGGGCUGAAAAUGCCCAUGAUGCUAGAACUUAUUCUACAGCCGUGAGUACCUCAGGAUGUGGAGAGCACCUGAUGCGCACCAUGUUAGCUAGAGAGUGUUCCACAGCUAUGCAGGCUGACAACGCUCAUCAGGCUCUCCUGGAGGCUAUGCAAAACAAGUUUAUUGGCUCACCAUUUCUGGCCAGCGAGGAUGGUGUUCUGGGUGGAAUAAUUGUUCUGAGAUGCUGUAGCUGUGGAGAGGACCACAGCUCUGACAAUUUGCCGGCCUUACUGGUGGAGUUCCUGUGGACUCAUACUACGGAGAGUAUGUGUGUGGGCUACAUGUCUGCAAAUGACAGGAAAGCUAGGGCUCAUAUAUCCAGACUGCCUCCUGGGGCUGUGGCAGGACAGUCACUAGCGAUUGAAGGUGGAGUGUGUCGACUGGGGGGUGUGGGUGACUGAACAGAGUAAAUCGCUUUUUUUUUUUUUUUGGAAACACAUAGCAAUAUGCAUAUGCUAAAGUCAUUAUUGACAAGUCUGGGGAAUGUGGCAUCAAUUAUGUAACAUAUAAAUGGUUUUAAUGGCUGAUGACCUAAAGCUACAUCUUGUUCAUUUUGGUCAUAAAGGAGUAAUUUUAUCAAUCAAGCUUUAGUCUUAAUCUUUAGUCUCUCUUUAAUAAGCUACACCGCUACAAGACGAACAGGCAAUAUUUAUAUAUGUUUGGGAGCAUGCAAGCAACAUGGAGGUAAACAGGACCUAAUUAUUGAAUAGGCGUUUUGCUAACAUACAGGCUGCUGCUCUUGCUUUGCACAGAGAAAUGUUUUUCAGUUGUAUUACUCGUAUAUAUUAUACAAUCCAUAUUUAUAUAUAUAUAUAU